AUGGUCCAAGCACCCAUGCUGAGCAGCCCGCUCAAGCAGACCACUGAAAUAGAUUGGAUCGAGCCACUGAAGAUAUACAUCCGUCACAACUAUGGCGAUGAUCCGGAGAAAUAUGCAGAAGAAUGUCAGACUCUCAAUCGAUUGCGACAAGAUAUGCGUGGUGCUGGCGCUGACAGUGCUUCUGGUCGCGAUCUGCUCUACAGAUAUUACGGCCAACUUGAGCUGCUGGAUCUGAGGUUUCCAGUCGAUGAGAACCAUAUCAAGAUCUCAUUUACAUGGUACGAUGCCUUUACCCACAAACCGACGUCACAAUAUUCCCUGGCCUUCGAAAAGGCUUCGGUCAUCUUCAACAUCUCAGCUGUACUGUCCUGCCAUGCUGCUACUCAGAAUCGCGCCGAAGACAAUGGACUUAAGACGGCAUAUCACUCUUUCCAGGCCUCUGCAGGCAUGUUCACGUACAUUAACGAGAACUUUUUGCAUGCACCCUCGACCGACCUCAAUCGAGACACAGUGAAGACCUUGAUCCACCUGACUCUGGCACAAGCUCAAGAGAUCUUCCUUGAGAAGCAGACAAGAGAUGGAAAGAAACCUGGUCUUUUGGCUAAGUUGGCUGCGCAGGCGCAUUUCCUCUAUGGACAAGCAAAAGAAGGACUAGAAACAGAGUCGUUGAAAGGUGUAUUCGAUCCCAGUUGGCUCAAAUACGUCCAGGUCAAGGGACCAUACCUUACAGCAGUGGCUGAAUACAACCAGGCAUUGGCAGAUGAUGAGGCUGGGCAGUAUGGCAUAGCAAUUGCACGGCUAGAAUUGGCAGACAAGGCGGCGAAGACGGCUUACAAUGGUGCCAAGACCUUUCCAUCAAAACCGCAGCCAACCUCGAACCUGGGCAACGAUACUGCCUCUGCUCUCCAAACUAUCACAAAGCGACAGACUGAGGUCGUGGCAGAGAAGUUGACUUCUUUGACCAGAGACAAUGACCUGAUCUAUCAUCAAACCGUUCCUGGUGAGGCAUCCGUUCAACCUGUGUCCAAGUUACCUGCUGCGAAGGCCAUCCCUGUAUCCGAACUCUACCAGGGUCAGGACAUCCAGCGCAUCAUUGGUCCAGAUAUCUUCCAGAAGAUUGUACCCAUGUCAGUCACCGAAUCUGCCAGCAUGUACGACGAAGAGAAAGCCAAGUUGAUCAGGUCGGAAGCAGAAAAGGUUGAGCAAGCGAAUGGCGAAAUGGCCGCGAGUUUGGACUACCUCAAAUUACCUCAGAGCUUGAACGUGCUGAAAGGUGGCGCCGAAGCCGAAAUUGUGUCUGAUCCAGAAUUUGAGCGCUGGUGUUCGGAGAUGACCAAUCACGAAUCAUUUGGUCGAGCUUUCGAACAACUGACACGAGACAAGGCGUCUGUACUGGAAAGUCUGGCAAAGAGCACCAAGUCACUCGAUAUGGAAGAGAGUGUUUGUGAAAAGAUGCGCUCGAAGUAUGGUGGAGAUUGGACACAACAGCCGAGCUCAAGACUGACCUCAACCUUGAGAACCGACAUCAAGAGUUACAAAGACACUGUGGAUCAGGCUUCAAACAGCGAUGCGCAAUUGUUGACGACGGCUCGACAAUUCGAAGCUGACUUUGACGAGAUGAGGAGGGCAGGUGAAAAUGAAGAGGCGGAUGUGCUUUAUCAACAAGCCAUGAUCAAAGCUGGAGCUGGAACUGGUAGGCGAAACACAGGCGAAAACUUGCUGGAUGAAGAUUAUGGCGAAGGUGGACCAUCAAUUGCUGACCAGGUCGAACAUGUUGAGGAAUUACUGCGAAAGCUCAAUCUAGUCAAACGAGAGCGAUCGCAGGUUCUGAAGGACUUGAAGGACAAAGUGCAUAACGACGACAUCUCAAACGUGCUUAUACUCAACAAGAAGCAGAUUGCGAACCACGAGAAUCAGCUCUUCCAGGCCGAGCUCGAAAAGUUCAGGUCACAUCAAAACCGACUCAUAUCGACGGUCCACAAACAACAAUCACUUUUGAAGGAGUUGACUCGAUCAUUUGGGGAUCUAUUGCAGGACAAACGAGUUCGUACCGAUCAGCAGAAAUUCGAAAACAUGCAGAAAAGCAAGGCGCAGGUCAAGAACAAAUACAAAAAGGUAUUCACAGCACACGAAGACAUGGUUCAGGGCUUGAUGAGAGCCCAAGCUUUCUACAGUGAGAUGAAAGAUAGUGUCGACAGCCUGGCAAAGAAUGUGGAAGCGUUUGUCAAUAAUCGAAGAGCAGAAGGUGCACAGCUAUUACAACAAAUUGAGCAGAACAAGUCUAAUGCUGCAAGUGGUCAAGCUGUUGCCGAACAAGAGCGGCUGCAGAAAUUGAUGGAGAGAAUGUCGAUGGAGCCAUCAAAAACACCGACGAGCCCGCAAGGGCAUCGGCCUGCGCCACUUGCGCCACAGUUCAGUUACAACCAAGAUCAACCGCCUUUGCGCUCGCCAGGACAUUCGGGAGCGAAUGCAGAUCCAAGGUUUACAAUACCGCCACGUGAGAAUCCUGUGCCGGUCAUUCCAAAUGGCUAUCAGAGUCAUCCCUCGAGUCACACUCCCCAACCACCAGCCCCACAUUCAGUCAUGUCUCCAAUGAAUCCACAGUCACAUCCUGCAUUCACCCAAUCAGCAACACCAGUACCGACGAGUCAAAGUUAUAAUCCAAUGGCUUACCCCGAGAGGAAUAGCUCCAUGGCUCAACAACCACAAUCGCAGCACUAUGCCUACGCUCAGCAACCACAACAAGGACAGUCCCAAUAUCAAUACCAUCAACCGCAAGCACAAUCAUUGCCUCAAAGACCGCCUCAGCCCCAGUUGUCGACUGGACAGCCUUAUUUCCAACAAAGUCAUACUCCGCAUCCACAAUCUGUACAAUCACCACCUCCACUAAACUUCACAUCUCCAUCUCAGCAAUAUCCAAGUUUUGCCUUCCCGCAGAUGACAUCUCCACAAAACCAAUACCCACCUGGUCAGCAACAGCAGUGGCUAGGCUAUGGUGGUGUACCGCAAAACUAUGUUCCGCCACCACCUCCACCAGGCCCUCCUGGCGGUGGCUCAUCAACACAGUAUUCUCAAAAUACGUGGUCCAAUGCUAGUGGGCCCGGUGGUUAUGCAAACUACCAGCAUCGGUCGCAGGGACAAGGGCAAGUUCAGCAGCCACAGAUACAACCUCAGCCUGGUGGAAACAAUGCAUCAGGAUCAGGUGACCCUUGGGCUGGGUUGAACCAGUGGAAAUGA
Messenger RNA from Lithohypha guttulata, 3237 nucleotides. It is a transcript of the gene BRO1, whose product is annotated as bck1-like resistance to osmotic shock. Gene Ontology annotation, biological process: protein transport to vacuole involved in ubiquitin-dependent protein catabolic process via the multivesicular body sorting pathway. The record is from RefSeq and is a predicted model, not a curated record. The coding region runs from base 1 to 3237 and encodes 1078 amino acids. Gene Ontology annotation, molecular function: protein binding. Lineage: Eukaryota; Fungi; Ascomycota; Eurotiomycetes; Chaetothyriales; Trichomeriaceae. The transcript is spliced from 2 exons. Gene Ontology annotation, cellular component: endosome.